GGUUAGUCAGAUUUUAAUGUAUUAGCAAACACUGCGAUGAUACUGCUCGUAUGUUUUUCGAUAUUGUCAUAUGUGUACAGUCAAGGAUUUCCUCCUCUUGGAAAUGACCGGGAUUUUCAGGGACAAAACUCUUUCAGGCCUGGACCCUAUACGGGAGGUGAAUUUCAGUAUACAAAUCGUCCUGAGGGUUUCGGUGCUCAAAAUAUGAACUCCUAUCCGGGGGCCCGGUAUGGUUACCAGAAUCCGAGACAGACGAGUUACAGCGAGCGGGAACUUAAGGAACAACAUGCUACAGACGCUGAAACUCACACAAUAGCUACUUGGGUAUUAGAUGAAGUGGGGGAACAAGUCGAAAAAUAUAAUAAGCACGAAGAAUUCAAGCAAUUUACUGAUCAAGUGAAGGAAAGAACCAGACUGGACCCGAAACGGACGGUCGAGGACGAAGUAAAAGAAGUUUUGCAAUGGACGAAGAAUUUAGAAAACAGGCCCAUGCGCUAUGGCCCAAGACCAAAGCGGCCAAUGAUGUCCAUGCGGAAUAAACCGACUGCCAGACCAGCGGCCAUGGACCCAAAUCCUGGAAUGAAUCCAUAUUGGGCAGAACCAGAGCCGAAAAAAACCAGAUUUCCUACGCCAGGACCAAAUACUCCGAGAAUGGUUACAGGACAGCAAGCUAUGGACGCGGCGUUACGUACCCUAAAGAGCUUAGACAACAUAGAUGAUAAGUCACCGAUGGAAAAAUUCCCAGAGGUCAUGAAGAGUUUGCCAAGAGACUUGCCAAUGGAUGCAGUACGAGAAUCAAUCCUGAAAACGCCUAUAAAAGAGAAAAUUAUCGUGAACAAUCCAACAAAGGAUGAUUUUAAUUCUCCAAUCAGAUGGGUGCCAAUAACUUCGAAUGACACCAGAGAUGGGUUAGCUAAAGUAACAGACCCACAAACGGGACAGAAUCGUCAAUUCGUUUUAAAUGGCGUGGUGAUGGUUCCUGUGAUUGAUUAUAGCAUUGAAAGAUUGGGCUUAACUUCCACAGCUCGUCCGGUGAUUACGACUGACUCCCGAUCGUUAUUAACUUUAAGGCAGAAUGUUGAUUUAAAAACUGUCGAUCAGGGGGAUUGGCUUGCAUUUGAAAUUGCACUGGGGGGACGGAAUGAUAGUGAUCGAUGUGAUGGCAACUAUUGUCAGAGUAGGUGCAAGACUCUGGCGUGCGAGACCAUGUGUAAUGGCGAUACUUGUGCUUCAGGGUGUGUCGGUGAUCACUGCAACACUUUUUGUAAGGGUCCCGGCUGUUUAGCUAUGUGCAUUGGAGAAAGCUGUUUAUCAAAGUGUGAAGGGCUGGCCUGCGAAGCGAGGUGUCGUGGAAACGGAUGUGAAGCUAGCUGCCGUACAUUUUCAUGCAAUUACGUAAUUAACGCAAAAUACGGGAGAGGUGGCAGCACUUGGAGCGAUCACUACCCUCAGUAUGAUGAGAAGAAUAUCAGAAAUCCAAAUCCUAUGUAUGAAUAAAUUAAUAAUGCUUAUAUUUUAUUUAGUGCCCUUGAGUUUGGACCAAGUGAAGGGACCAAUUACGAAUGGAGAAGGAGUUAUUUGGUUACCACAAUCCUGUUUUAUUUUAACCUGUAUAACCUAAUGAUCUAAGAUUUUCGCGUGUAUUCAUUCAAAUAAAAGUGAGAUUUUCUGAUAUACUACCGUUUUUUAUUAUUUUAUUUCAACAUGUUUCUGAGGUUUCUGUUACUUUGUAGCAACAUUGAUCACGGGAAGAGGAGAUGAAAAUGUGUAUUGUAUUUUAUCAUCUCGUCUUCCCGUGAUCACGGUUGCUGCAGAGUGACAGAAACGCCAGGUAAAUUUAAAAAAUAAAAUAAUUAAAACGCGUAGUACAUCCUAAAAAUCUUAGUUUUUUUUUUAAAUUCAUAACUUAAUACUGUGACAAAGUUGAACUGUCGAAAUUGAUGCUUUUUUCAUUUGCUUGUAUAACUUCUUAAUUAAUAGCCAACACAAGUGAUAGAAUUAAGACAUUGUUCUAAAAUCGAUUGAUAACAAUAAAUUACACUUAAUAAAUUUAAUACCUAAUUACUACAUA
Danaus plexippus (monarch butterfly) is the source of this 2071-nucleotide messenger RNA. RefSeq lists its product as uncharacterized. The transcript has 32 exons. The coding region runs from base 37 to 1497 and encodes 486 amino acids. The record is from RefSeq and is a predicted model, not a curated record. Lineage: Eukaryota; Metazoa; Arthropoda; Insecta; Lepidoptera; Nymphalidae.